This is a messenger RNA of Vitis vinifera (wine grape), 2151 nucleotides long. RefSeq names its product ACT domain-containing protein ACR1. Bases 562 to 1968 code for a protein of 468 amino acids. NCBI's taxonomy places the organism in Eukaryota, Viridiplantae, Streptophyta, Magnoliopsida, Vitales, Vitaceae. The transcript is spliced from 8 exons. The record is from RefSeq and is a predicted model, not a curated record.
CCUGUUGAAGCCCAAGUCUCGAUUUUGAAAACACAUGGUUUGACAGCAGCGAAAGCGAGCCGCCGCCGCCGCAAAUCGAAGAUGAUGAUGGGGGAUACCAGAGGAAGCGGCCACGUAGGUGGUUGAAAGCAUACGUGGCAGAAUCUCAAGGAAAGAUUCCCAUUGCUCCUAACUCCUCACGCGCACCCAUCAGUCCCCCAUCAGCCCUUUGCAGAAAGAGAGAGAAAGGGACAGAUAAAGAUUGAGGCGGUGUGGUGAGUCUAGGUAUCUCAAUUUGCAAAUCUGGCCACGAAAUAAGGGAGUAGAAGAGAAGGGUGUCCAGCCCUGUCCUGUACAAGGUAUAUUGAUUCCAUGUAUUUCGGGUGUCCGUUGAAUACGACUCUAUGGCAGACCCCAACAAUGCGCUCCGCUCCUAAAUUUUUCUUCCACCUUUCUUUCCUUCCACGCCCCUCCUCGUCUUCUCCUAUUGAGCUUCUCUGUCCACUGAUUUGCUUCUUUCCUCUAUGGGCGUUGCCGCCAUAGACUUCAUUCCAAGAAGCAACUCAAGGCAAAGUUCAGAGGAUGGAGAACUUCUACAAGCCUUAUUUUGAUCCAGACUAUGAAUCACUCAUUGAAAGAAUACAUCCCCCAAGGGUCUGUAUCGAUAACGACGCAUGCCAAGACUGCACACUUGUUAAGGUUGAUAGCGCUAACAAGCACGGGAUCCUGCUGGAGAUGGUCCAAGUUCUAACGGAUCUUGAACUAGUUAUUUCCAAAUCUUACAUCUGCUCCGAUGGUGGAUGGUUCAUGGACGUGUUCCACGUGACGGAUCAGCUUGGGAACAAACUCACUGACGAAAGCCUCAUACUUUACAUUCAGCAGGCGUUAUGUGCGAAUAGGAAGCAGGGAAUUUCCAAGGAGUUGCAAGCCCGCCUUGGAAGAGAGAUGAAUCCACGACAUGUUUCAACAGAGCACACAGCCUUUGAGAUAACCGGAACAGAUAGACCUGGUCUCAUGUCCGAGAUAUCAGCAGUUCUGGCUGAGUUGUCAUGCCAUGUCACUGCCGCCGUGGCAUGGACCCACAACUCCCGAGUUGCUUGCAUUAUCUGCCUGGAAGAUGAAUUGAAAGGUGGACCUAUCAGGGACCCGGAGCGCCUGGCCCAUGUGGAAGAGCAGCUUGAGAAUGUGGUGGAGGCCCGCCACCAGAGUGGGGAGAGGAGGAAAGUGAGGUUAACCGCCCCUGUUGCUGGGCGAACCCACACUGAUCGUAGGCUGCAUCAGUUGAUGUUUGCUGAUAAGGAUUACGAGAGGUGCUGUGGUGGGUGCGACGGUAGCAGUGAUAGGAUUCAAGUGUCCAUAGAAAAUUGUAAGGAGAAAGGGUAUUCAGUGGUGAAUGUGAAGAGCAGAGACCGUCCCAAGCUGCUGUUUGACACUGUGUGCACCCUCACGGACAUGCAGUAUGUGGUGUUCCAUGCAGCUGUGAGCUCUAAGGGCUCCAUUGCUGUUCAGGAGUAUUUUAUCCGGCAAAUGGAUGGAUGUACUUUGGGUACACAGAGCGAGAGGAAUAGAGUUGCCCAAUGCUUGAUUGCUGCAAUAGAGCGGAGGGUCACCCAUGGAUUGAGGCUAGAUAUACGCAUUAAGAACAGGUUGGGACUGCUCUCAGAUAUCACACGGGUGUUUCGAGAGAACGGGCUGUCGAUAAGGAUGGCUGAAAUUGGGAUACACGGCGAGAGAGCCAGUGGAUCAUUCUAUGUAACAGACGUUUCGGGACGCGAUGUAAGUCCCAACACAGUAGAGUUGAUCAGGAAAGAGAUCGGGGGAACAAUUAUGGCAGUUAAUAAGUCCUCCGUCCCACCUUCCCUGCCUGCCUCACCCAGCAGAGACAGAAGCACGGCAAGCAGCGUAGAAAACAGGCCAAGAUUCUCAUUAGGAACCUUGUGGUCUCAGAUUGAGCGCUUCUCAAGCAAUUUCGGUCCUAUAGGGAUGUGAGGCUUCAAAUUCUUGCCAGCCGCUGCCUCGGGCUGCUGUAAAUAGUAGUUGCAUUUGUAAAUACAUAGGGUGUGUUGUUCUCUCAUAAUAGCUGUUUGGUGCCCAAAUCUAGUGAACUGUAUAUACAAGGUUAUUGGUACGGUAAGCAUUCAAUACAAUACAUGUCUAGCAAGCUUAUCUGCA